This is a messenger RNA of Petromyzon marinus (sea lamprey), 2442 nucleotides long. Its product is annotated as SOSS complex subunit B2-like. Gene Ontology annotation, cellular component: SOSS complex. Gene Ontology annotation, biological process: double-strand break repair via homologous recombination; mitotic G2/M transition checkpoint; response to ionizing radiation. Gene Ontology annotation, molecular function: DNA binding. Lineage: Eukaryota; Metazoa; Chordata; Hyperoartia; Petromyzontiformes; Petromyzontidae. The record is from RefSeq and is a predicted model, not a curated record.
GGAGUGUGGGGGGGGAGGGGUCUUGCGCGGCGCCGCGUGCUCCCCUCACUCCGCCGCCAGUCAGAGCGACAGUGGCAGCGCGCGGUUCGUCGCUGUUCCCAACCCACAACAUUAACCCACGUCUACCCAUUGUUAAUUAACGAGCAUCUCGCUCGAGGCCGCCGCCUCGUCCAGUGAACGGACAAAACAGACGCCCACUGGCUGUAUCUUCCGUACCAUCAUUGUUACGAUUUUCUACUACAGUAGUAUUUUAUUUUCGUUCCCCACCCCGUUGCGGUGGAGGUGCAGUCGACGCGGGGGGGGAUGCCUCGAGUGUGGUUUGGCCGCCCCGCGCUGUAGCCAGGAACGGGGUGGGGGUUAGGACACAACAUCAAGGCAGGACUGUGAAGCCCGGCAGGGCAGGGCGACUAGGGCAAGGCAGGGCGGGCACUGGCUCGGGCAUGUGCCCCGGGUGCCCCCUAGCGGCCACGCAGUGAGCUCUUUGGAGCCGAGCCCAAUCCCGCCCGCCCGACCCACCUCUAACCCUGCCCGCACAGCCCAGGGGGUCCCCACGGGUCCCGCCAAAGUUCAUAGCGGAGGCGGAAUGGCCAAUAGCGAGUCUUUUGUGUUCAUUAAAGACAUCAAGGCAGGACUUAAAAACCUUAACGUGGUAUUCAUAGUCCUGGAAAUAGGGAGAGUGACCAAGACCAAGGAUGGACACGAGGUGCGGUCUUGCAAGGUGGCCGACAAGACGGGGAGCAUGACCGUGUCCGUGUGGGACGACAUUGGGGCACUCAUCCAGGGGGGCGAUAUCCUGCGGCUCACACGGGGAUAUGCCACCAUGUGGAAGGGCUGCCUAACAUUGUACACAGGCCGUGGAGGAGACCUGCAGAAGAUUGGAGAAUUCUGCAUGGCAUUCUCAGAAGUUCCAAACUUUAGUGAACCAAACCCUGAUUUCAUGAACCAGGGUAAAACGGGAGAUUCCAGGAGCAACUCUCCCACCAGUCAGCUUGGAGCUGGACAAGCAAACCCAGCAGGCAAUGGUUCACAAGCAAUGCCAGUUUUGGGUUCUGGAGCGCCACCUCCAGGCUAUAGCUCCACCAUGCAGCCGCCUGCUCUCCCGGCACACACUGCGGGGGGCCGGGGAAAUGGCCGGGGUGGGUUGUUGGCUCCACCCGGUGCCGUAGGGUUGCCGGCGCUGCCUGGACCUGGAUUGAGCAAUGGCCGUGACCCUCGGCGUGGCAGCAAGAGAUGAAGGCUGCUGCGUGGUCUUGCUGGCAGCGAGACAUGCACAGCCAGUGUACACACACUGGGCACACGCGUACACCUGCACGCCACUGCUGAUGUUUACGCAAAAGUGAACUCAGGCCUCCACAAUUUAAAAUAUAAAACUGUACGAGAGAUAGGGAUGCAAAAAUCUUGCACGCAGUGAAAUAUUUGUACACGUAAGGUAGUACAGUAUACUGUAACUUUUGCAAGUUUGUUCUGCACAAGCAAAGCUUUUCAACUACACAUUUACGACAUGCAUUUCUGCACUUGGUCAAGAAGUCACAAACAACAAUGAUCUUUCACCUUUGUGUUAAGUUUAUUUUAAUUCAUGCCAUGUUAAGCACAUUCAUUGGUUCAUUCAUUUUCUAGCGUACCCUGUACUAAAGCCACAUUCCACCAAACGUAAAUAAUGUUAACGAAAACAAGAUUCCUUUUAUAGGAAAAAAUAUAUCCGUGGCUCAUAACAUCCAGAUUAGGCAGUUUAAAAAUAUAUGUUCUGCAGUAUGAUGUGAACUGACCUUCAGUUCACAAGCAAGGCAGUGCAUUAAUUUUAUACAAGCAAUGCAACAAUGCUACUUAUGACAAGGGGUCACGACACAUGAGCUACUGAGGGUGUGUUUUUGAAGUACAGUACAUAUACACUCAAAUGAGUAUUGGAAAUGAUUUUCUGUACAAACGAUGCAUUAAAGUGAUUUGCAUAUUAAUGAAUGAAUGUUGCCAGAUUUAGGCCUUCGACACUAAAAGGAUGGCAAAUGCUACAUUUCCAUUAAACAUCACAAAUGCACUGCUAGAAAGCCCCUCAAAAGCUUGUGCUUUAAGCACAUGAAUAUACUUGAAUGCUGCAGUAAAUACUGCUCUGGAGCAAGGUACAUAUUUUUUUUACAUUUUUGUUUCCACUUUGCCAUUCACUUGGGGUUUAUUUGCUGCUUGCCAAAUGCCAAACCAUGUGAAAUAGCCCAUUACAUCAGUUGAACUUACAAUGCGGUCGGUAACAGAGCUGCACUGCUUGUUUGUGAGUUGCCUCCGGGCUUUGUACCACACGUGCCCUGUGCACCAACAGCCCCUCUGUACAGAACAGUACUCUCCUCUUCAAGUUCUGCUAUUUUUAAACUGGUUUAGUGAAAUUGAUUGUAGCUAUGGUGAUGAAUGAACUUGAUAUUGUACAUCAUUUGAAUACAUUUGGCUUUUAUUAAG